Molecule: messenger RNA, 3580 nt
Organism: Dromiciops gliroides (monito del monte)
Lineage: Eukaryota; Metazoa; Chordata; Mammalia; Microbiotheria; Microbiotheriidae
Product: zinc finger protein 501-like
Exons: 4
Coding region: 189-1655 (488 amino acids)
Biological process (GO): regulation of transcription by RNA polymerase II
Cellular component (GO): nucleus
Molecular function (GO): DNA-binding transcription factor activity, RNA polymerase II-specific; sequence-specific DNA binding
Source: RefSeq, a predicted model, not a curated record
GUGGGAGGAUAAGGGGGAGGGCUCCGGGAGGGAUCGAGGGCCCCCCGCCCCUUCUUCGGGCACUCUGCCCCUCACUUCCUGUUUCCGCUACUCCUCUCAUCCCUCCCCCCCUCCCCAAAUUCCUGUGGCUGAGCUCAGUCCGCUGUCUCGGUGGCAGACGAGUCGGUGGUGCAGUGACUUUUGCAGACAUGGCUGUGUAUUUUGGAGAUGUCAUGUGGGAAAGCUACCGGAACCUCAUCUCCUUGGGAUUUCCAAUCCCCAAACCAGAACUGAUCACUCCUCUAGAGCAAGGGGCUGAGCCAUGGGGUGCAGAAUCUCAGGAGCCUGAAGAAAGGGGGGUCCCAAAAGAUCCCUACCCAGGCAUGAGGACCAAGGAAGAAGAAGAGGCAGAAUCAGUGCCUGACCCUCCCCCUACUUUGGAGGGUUCCCCGCCACCAGCUACAGCCUGCGGCCCAGCCCUACCCCCACCCCCAGCAUCCCCACCCCCACCCCCAAAGCCCUUUUCCUGCCCUGAAUGUGGUUCCUGCUUCUCUCGACGCUCCCACCUCUCUCGCCAUAGGCUGAUCCACUCUGGCGAGCGCCCCUUCCCUUGCCCUGAAUGUGGCAAGUGCUUUGCCCAGGGUGCCCACUUGGCCUUGCAUCUGCGUUCCCACACAGGCGACCGACCAUAUUCUUGCAGUCAGUGUGGCCGAAGCUUUCGCCAUGGCUCCCACCUAGCCCGACACCGCCGUACACAUCUGCCUGAGCCCCCCUACCGAUGUGGCCAAUGUGGCAAAGGUUUCUCCCAGAGUUCUGGGCUCCUGCAACAUGCCACUGUCCACACAGGCGAGCGUCCCUAUAUAUGUGCUGUUUGUGGCCGAGGCUUUGGCCGCCACCCCAGCCUCAUCCGCCACCAGAAGUCCCAUUCGGGUGAACGCCCCUUCCCCUGUCCUGAAUGCGGCAAGCGCUUCACUCAGAGCGCCAACCUUGCCCGCCACCUUCGGACACACACUGGAGAGACGCCAUACCUGUGUGGGGAAUGUGGGCGUGGCUUUAGCCAGCACCCUCGCCUCGUGGCACACCGAAAAGCCCACCACACAGGACCCCCGCCCCCACCUCCUCCUGUUCACUCCUGUGCUGAUUGUGGUCUGCUGUUCCCUCAGGCUCUGGCACUGGCCCGUCACCGGGCAGCCCAGCAUGGUGGUGAGAAGCCAUUCCGCUGCACUCAAUGUGGGGAGGGUUUCGGCCACCGUUCCAACCUUCGGCGCCACCAGCGUGGCCAUGGUGGGGAGCGACCAUACCGCUGCAGUCAGUGUGGCAAAGGCUUUGGUCAGAGCUCAGGGCUGGUCCAGCACCAGCGUGUUCACACUGGUGAGAAGCCCUUCCGCUGCCCAGACUGUGGGCGUGGAUUCCGCUAUAGCUCCAACCUAGCACAACAUUACCGUGGCCACACUGGGGACCGCCCCUUCCGAUGUGAGCACUGUGGCCGUGGCUUUACCCGUAGUUCUCACCUGCUACGGCACCGUGCCACACAUGGUGGGGAGGAUGGAGAUGAGGACUGUGGGCCUGGAGGGGUCUCUGUGCUGACAAUUCAGGCAACUUGCCUAAGCCAGGAAUCCCCCAACGAAUCUGGAGAGACUGCCCAAGUGACUGAACCCCUAUCUCAACCAGAGUGAUCUAUUUAUUCCCUGUGGUUGGAGCAACCGAGUCUGGCUCCAGCCCUAUCUUUGGCCAGUGACUCCCAAAGCAACCACUUUCUUGUGGUCCAAACCCAUGCCAAGAGUGAGAGCCCCUAAGUGUCCUCCUUGUGUCUCUGGCCUGGAGGGGGUGAGGUUCCCUGUGCCUAAGGAAGAGUAUUCCCCAAAGGAGAGUAAGCUCCCUGUUCUUAUUGGGAAGAGAAGAGUUCUUCCUCUUUAUCUUUCUCUAAGGGGCUUCAUGAGGCUAUUUCCAGGAAUAGCUGGGAAUCACUGGUCUAUGCAGGAGACCUUGAGGAAGAUAAACAGAAUCGCUGUGAUAAUCCCUACCUGGGAUACAGAGAAACCACACUAACGCCUCUAGAAGUUGCACUUGGUCCUUAAUUAACCACCAUCCCUAUAAUUCUUUGUCUGACCUCAUGAUAUCUUGGAGGCCACCUGGGGUCCUCUCUCCUUUGAGUACCAAAGAGCUAUCACCAACUUCCUCUGACAGUGUGCUCUCCCUUCACCCUAGGGGUGACUAAACACUGCUUAUAGGACUCCCCAAGGGUCCUAACACUCCUUGUCACACUUGAAGCCAAGAAUACAGGCAAGCCAGGCUUUCCCCUUCCAGUUACAUUCCCUUGCAUUUCCUAACUUUCUAUAGAAAUCGUGUGAUUUCUGUGCUGUAGGUGCUCUCUCCAGUGAUGUAGCUCAGAGAUUAGCCUUGCCUAUGGGAAUUCUUGUUACUGUGGCCAAAAAAAAAAGCAUCACCUGGUUGCCAACGUUUAGAUAAUGAACCCCUCAAACUUUAUUGGGUUCCUUCUGGUGUAACAGACUCAGUGGCUCGUUAGGCUGCACUUUUGAAAGCUUUUUCAGUUUGGUAAGACCUGCCAAAGUUUAAACGGAUUGCUCCUGUAGCAAAACCUUCAAGAGGUCAGCCUCACCUCCACACCAAAAUAAGACAUCAGAAUUCCCUUGGAUUGAAGCCCAAGAAUGAGGGGAGAUGUAACUAGGGAAAUCAGGAACAUGACAAAAGUGCAAUUGUAGGGUCAGGUAGAAAGAAACUAAGAGAAGUUUGAGAGGGAGCAAGGGAACUUGGGGAGAGAUUAGGAGACAGAAAUAAGAGAAUGAGGUGGGGGGAGGGGUGUCACAAAGUCAUAAUUUCACCACACCUGUAUUGUGCUUUAUGAUCGAAAAAUGUUUCACAUCAUUUUAUUUUAUUCCCACCACCCUGUGAGGUAGAUAGGGUAGAUAGUAUCAUUCUCGUUUUUAGAGAUGGGGGAAACCAAGGGCCUUGAGAGAGGAAGGGACAUGCUCACAUACCCACCAAAAGGCAAAACCAGGACCAGACCCUGACCUUCUGAUCUGAGUCCAAUGUAUGUCCCACUGUGCCUCUAAGGUACUAGUUGGCCUAGUCUCCCUCAUCAGAGAGCUUCUAGUCUAUUUGAGGAAAUGGGACACAUCUAGAAAAAAAAAAGCACUGUAUCUAUGAAGCCAAACAGUAUGUAGUGAGGCCUCUUAUUUACAUUCAUGAAAUGUGUAUUUCCUUACCACCUACACUUUCCCCUUAGGUUGCUAAGGUGCUAAAUACCUACCACAAGCACUACAUUUCCUACCCUUUGCAAGAAAGAGACCCUGUAUGAAAAGCAGCCCAUGGUUCCCAUAAGUUUCCAGUGAGGGACAUGCAUCUCUCAUACAGAUAGGUUGCAGUCAAGAAAACUGAAUCUAGUGCCAAAGCUGACACCAAAGGAGGGAAUUAUUCUCAUCUGUCCUUGGAGAAGGCACUAUGGGUUGACUAAGAUAAGGAAGGUCUAUACUUGCAAUAUCCUUUAUUCUUAUUGUUAAUAUUAAAGUAUAAAUAGUUAUUUUAGCUAAUUUAUUAACUUUCCUCAGUGUAACUUUUGGGCUGUUACAGUAAACACUCA